AUGUUGCUGUCCUGUGUGCUCCUGGCUCUGGCCCUGCUUCCUCUACCUCCCCCAGUAAACUCCAGCGUGGACUCCUCCUUCAGGGAAUGCAGCCAGUUCCUGUACAGGGGCCUGGCCCCAAGGGGCCUCCAGGGGACUCGGGGCCUCCAGAAGGUUUGCCAGCAUUACGGGGACAAGGCGCGCUACGCCACCCUGUACGACCCAGCAGGCAGGAUCCCCCUCUUCUCCGCCUACACCUUUAAACGCUCCAAUGGUGAGAGCAGGGAAGGUCUGCCCUGGAUGUACGAACCACAGCUGUCCCUUGGCUCUGGGACGGGUAACAUGCAGCCCUUCCCCGGUUCUCCCUCCAGCCUCCUGGCCCUAGAGGAGAGCCAGGCGGUGCUGGCCGACUACUCCGACGCAGUCGUCUACGAGCGUGGCCAACUGAACCCCGACCAGCACCAGGCCAGUCCUGGGGACAAGGCCUCGACCUACACCCUGACCAACGUGGUUCCCCAGGCUAAGGAGUUCCUCCAACACCACUGGCUACCCUACCUGGAGGGCAUCCGCAAACGCCUCAACAACUAUUGUCGUGGAACGGCUUACAUCAUCAGUGGCGUCACCACCACUGGGAACACCAUCCGGAGAGGUAACGUUAACCGGGUGAGGGUACCCAAACAUCUGUGGACAGCCUACUGCUGUCCUGAUUUUGAUCUCGGUGCGCCGUAUGAGCUCCGGUACAAGUUCCCUACUUAUGCAGCCUACGGGCUUAAUGACGUGGUAGGUAACGCGGUCACGGAGACGUCGACGAAGAGCGUGGAGGCGUUGGUGAAUAGAGAGAUGGCUGUGGAUCAGGACUUUCAGCUGUUCAAUGGAAACUGUGUCCCUGAAGUGUGAACGGUUAUGAGAGUGAAUGUCAAGAGACAAUCUUUAAAAGAGAGAGAGAUCGAGGGAGAUGUUCCUGCCACUGAAAAUAUAAAUGAUAUGAUGAUAUUUAUGUAAUUACUAACCAAUAAAGCAUUAUCAUUAUACAUUA
This is a messenger RNA of Oncorhynchus keta (chum salmon), 1015 nucleotides long. RefSeq names its product endonuclease domain-containing 1 protein-like. The transcript has 2 exons. Lineage: Eukaryota; Metazoa; Chordata; Actinopteri; Salmoniformes; Salmonidae. Bases 1 to 876 code for a protein of 291 amino acids. Gene Ontology annotation, molecular function: hydrolase activity; nucleic acid binding; metal ion binding. The record is from RefSeq and is a predicted model, not a curated record.